UUGUAUAAACGAGAGUGUAUUAUUGUUGUUACGUACAAUGAGGAGGUGCUGUGCUGUGCUGUUUGUGUUCUGUGCUUUGUAUGUUUUGUUUAGUUGCUUAGGUUGCCUGAUACGGAAAACAUUUGUUUUGUAGCGAGAACUGAAACUAAACGUACAAUUCUGCUGUUGUAGCCAACAAUUUUUGAGGAACAUUUAUUUCUACAAUAUACACACACACACAAACUAACUCACAUACAUAGAUACAACAAACAAACAACCAACCAUUCAGUCAAAUACAUACAUACAAACUUACAAAUAAUUGUGUUAAAUAAACAAAGAUUUUUUUGUGUUAAAUGAAAUAAAUUUUCGAAAAAUAACUACAUAAAACUAAACUAAAGUGAAAAAACGAGGAAAUACCAAACGACAAAUAAUGAACUGUUAAAAAAAUAUGAUAUUUGAUGUAAAGUUGUAACAAAAAACCCACAAAAAAAAAACCGAAAAAGUUUAAAAUAUUUAAAAAACACCUCAAUUUUCAAAUGUAACGUAGAAAGUAUAAAAAAAAAUCCAAAGAAAGAUUAAGAAAAAUCUAACCAAAAGUGUAAACUUCCACCGCAGCAAACGUUACGUUUUGACCAACAAUGACAACAACAACAUCGGUUCCUACAGAUACCAAUAUUAAACAGGAUCCUAAUAUAAAUAAUAAUUCCAAUAGUACACCAAAUAAUAAUAUUACAACCACCGCCAUCACCGCAACACCGAUAACCAACGGAGGAACAAGAAGUACCAGCAAUAACAAUAAUAACAUGGAACCAGCAGCAGCUUUAGCAACGAAUUGCACGGUGGAUGUGGCUGCUGCUUUAGCUGCUGUGGCUGUAACCCCCACAUCGAGUACUACAACAGUAAGCACCAUACCAACAACAACACAACGAGCUGUAACUAUAACUCCCAUUUUCAACUCUCUGUCCACUCUAUCCAACUCACAAAAUUUUUCUCGCACUAUGCAGACCGAUGAAGACUUUAACAUACGCUUUGUGAAUCUGGUGCGGAAUCACAAGUGUUUGUAUGACAAAAAGGUGCCAGAAUAUCGGAAUCGUGAUAACCAGGAAAAGGCCUGGUUGCAAAUAUCCAUCGAAACAAAAGAGAGUGUCAUACAUUGCAAGGAACGCUGGCGCAAUUUAAGAGCCUGCCUGUCGCGCUACAUUAAGCAGCAGAGUGGCUCAGAUCCCCAACACAAACCCUAUUACCUGACCGAACACAUGGCGUUCUUGUUGCCCUUCCUUAAAUCUACCCGAAAUUCUUUGGACGGCAACAAUAGUUUAGCCACUCUAUACCAAUAUUCACAGCAGCAACAACUUAAUCAACAAACAAAUUCGAAUCCAGCUUCAUUGCAAUUGUUGAUACAGCCUCAUUUUAAGCUGUCCCAAAAUCACCAGCAAUUGGAGAUGAAACAUUCGCUGUCGGACAAUGAAGACGAGGAGACCAUCGAUGCUUUCGAUCCCGCCAUAACGGCCAGUUUGCAUGUACAAAAACAAAACAGAUCAUCGCCUGCUCUAAGCGAUACGGCCAGUGCAAAUACCAUGCAAAACUUUAUACCCGAUGUACAACUAUCCGAAUUAAGAACAUCCGACGGUGUUCAAGACAUCUCCUACCAAAACUCCAAUAUGCGCCGAGAUUCACAUGACUUUGGUCACGAACCGAAACGCAUUAAAACUGAGUGCCAUGCCAGCGAAGCAACCACCACGGGACAACUGCAUAUGUAUGUCGGCGAACAAGCCGACAUGGAGUUUUUCCGCAGCAUAUUACCGGACAUUGCCGGUCUGACGCCGCAGCAAAAACGCAAACUAAAAAUAGGAAUUCUAGAAUUAAUCGAUGAUGUGGUCGAGCGGUUUCCACUCGAAACAAGUACAAAUGCUAACGCAACUAGUCAACACUUAAACACACCGAAAACCCGACGAACUUCCUCUAGAGAUUGGCACAAGUAAAUUUUUAUAUAUUUCUUUUUUUUUAAACUAGAAUUAAUAUGGGUAUUUAGAAAAAAUUUAUUAUAUAUAUAGCAGAGCUGUGUUCAUCUUUUUUUUUUCUUGAAACUACAUAUGUAAAUGUAAUUCUUUCCAUUUUAACUGUUUAACUGUUAUGACGAUACAAAAUCCUUAAAAUACAAACAAAGUUUUUAAUUAUUUAUAUAGUACAUAUAAAAAAUAUUGUGAAUCGGCUCUGCAUCAUCAUCUCUUACAUGUUGCUCAAGAAUAGUGUAUGUAGUUGUAUUCAAAAUGUUGUUUUUCUUUAUUAUUAUUAUAUUUUUUUUUUAAUAAUUUAGUCAAAAUAAUGUAAAUAAAAUUAUGUAAAAUGUUUUAAAAAUA
Messenger RNA from Calliphora vicina (urban bluebottle blowfly), 2339 nucleotides. It is a transcript of the gene brwl, whose product is annotated as brickwall. NCBI's taxonomy places the organism in Eukaryota, Metazoa, Arthropoda, Insecta, Diptera, Calliphoridae. The record is from RefSeq and is a predicted model, not a curated record. The transcript has 3 exons. Gene Ontology annotation, cellular component: nucleus; transcription regulator complex. Bases 618 to 1961 code for a protein of 447 amino acids. Gene Ontology annotation, molecular function: DNA binding. Gene Ontology annotation, biological process: regulation of transcription by RNA polymerase II.